This is a messenger RNA of Myripristis murdjan (pinecone soldierfish), 1203 nucleotides long. RefSeq lists its product as uncharacterized. The transcript has 15 exons. The record is from RefSeq and is a predicted model, not a curated record. Bases 68 to 952 code for a protein of 294 amino acids. Lineage: Eukaryota; Metazoa; Chordata; Actinopteri; Holocentriformes; Holocentridae.
AGUACUUAGCAGAUUUGAAAGUGAAGCAGGUAGACCUCAGAUUUACCUUGCUCUGCUGGUUGGGGUGAUGGCUGCAGUUUCUCUGGGUUGUUUUUUGGGUUCUGCUGUUAUAUCAGGAAAGAUCUUUUCAUUACUUGGUGGAUUUGACAGUGAAACAAAUACACUUCUGCUUUACCUUGGUGUGCUGGCUGUGGUGAUGGCUGUAGUUUCUCUGGGUUGUUCGCUGGGUUCUGCUGUUAUGAGACAAAAGAUGUUGUCAUUAUGUUGCAGAAUUGCCAGUGAAACAGGUAGACUUCUGUGUUACCUUGCUCUGCUGGUUGGGAUGAUCGCUGUAGUUUCUCUGGUUUUUUUUCUGGGUUCUGCUGUUAUAACACGGCAGAUCUUUUCAUUACGUGGUGUAUUUGACAGUGAAACAGAUACACCUCUUCUGCACCUUGGUUUGGUGUUUGCGGUGAUAGCUGUGGUUUCUAUGGUUUGUUUUCCUGGUUUUGCUUUUAUAGCAGGGAAGAUCUUUUCAUUACGUAGCAGAAUUGACAGUGAAACAGAUACACUUCUGCUUUACCUUACUCUGCUGGUUGGGAUGAUGGCUGCAUUUUCUCUGGUUUUAUUUCUGGGUUUUGCUGUUAUAACAGGACAGAUCUUUUCAUUACGUAGCAGAUUUGACAGUGAAUCAGGUAGACUCCUGCUUGACGUUGGUGUGGUGGUCGUGGCGAUUGUUGUAGUUUCUCUGGUUUGUUUUCUGGGUUUGGCUGCUAUAACAGGAAAGAUCUUUUCAUUACGUCACGGAUUUAACAGUGAAACAGCUCAAAGUCCAGCACCUACAUCAAACUUUAUCAAAAGUUGUUCUAUAUCAGAUGAUGCAGAAGAAGGACAUCAAACAGAACUAAAUCAACUAAACAAUGGUGAACCAAACCAAGAUGAAGAUGGGAGGUCAGAUGGACCAACAGCAUGAAGUCACUGGUUAUAGUCAGCUGGCAUUUUCAACAAUGGACCUUUUUCACUGCAGCCACUUUGUGAUGAAAUAGCAGCAUAAAGCAGGGCAGCUUCUGUCCACAGGCAGUAAGGCUUAGCAACAGCCAGUGGAGUCACAGCCACAUCAGCAUCUGGACUGAAUAUACUGCAGCUGAGGGGUUUGAAUAUGUACAUGGUCUGAGUGUGUGAGUGAGUGAGUGAGUGAGUGAGUAAGUGAGUGAGUGAGUGUGU